AUGGCCUAUCUCCUGCUCUAUGUGGAUGACAUCAUCCUGACUGCAUCUUCCUCGACAUUGCUACAUAGUUUGAUUGCCUCUCUUCGUACCGAGUUCAGUAUGACAGAUAUGGGUGAUCUUCAUUACUUUCUGGGCAUCUCUGUCACACGCAGCAAGGACAGUUUGUUCCUCUCACAAGAGAAGUAUGCAAUGGAUCUUCUUGACCGAGCUGGCAUGUUGCAGUGCAAACCCAUCUCUACUCCCGUCGAUCCUACCUCCAAACUUUCAGCCAAGUCUAGUGAUCCAGUUGCAGAUCCCACUGAGUAUCGUAGUAUUGCAGGCGGUCUUCAGUACCUAACAUUCACUCGGCCAGACAUCUCUUAUGCUGUGCAGCAGAUUUGUCUUCAUAUGCAUGAUCCUCGAGCUAAUCAUUUGCUCCUUGUGAAGCGUGUGCUUCGCUAUAUCCGUGCCACCACCGGCCACGGCCUCACUUUGUUUCGACGCAGCUCCAACAAAUUGAUGGCUUAUUCUGACGCUGAUUGGGCAGGUUGCCCUGAUACUCGCCAGUCUACCUCAGAUUAUUGUGUCUUCCUCGGCACUAACCUGGUGUCAUGGUCUGCUAAGCGGCAACACAUGGUCUCUGAAUCCAGCGCCGAGGCCGAAUACAGGGCAGUUGCAAAUGUAGUGGCUGAAACAUGUUGGCUACGGCAGCUUCUUCAGGAGCUUCAUCGACCGGUGACUAGUGCCACUGUGGUGUUUUGUGACAAUGUGAGCUCUGUUUACAUGACACAGAAUCCCGUUCAUCAUCAGCGCACCAAGCAUGUGGAGAUCGAUCUACACUUUGUACGAGACUGUGUCACCACAGGCGAGGUCCGGGUUCUUAUGUUCCGAGUUCUUCUCAAUUUGCGGACAUUUUCACCAAAGGAUUACCAUCCCCUCUCUUCUUAG
This is a messenger RNA of Aegilops tauschii subsp. strangulata, 927 nucleotides long. NCBI's taxonomy places the organism in Eukaryota, Viridiplantae, Streptophyta, Magnoliopsida, Poales, Poaceae. The record is from RefSeq and is a predicted model, not a curated record.